Molecule: messenger RNA, 4023 nt
Organism: Lampris incognitus (smalleye Pacific opah)
Lineage: Eukaryota; Metazoa; Chordata; Actinopteri; Lampriformes; Lampridae
Gene: ipo9
Product: importin 9
Exons: 24
Coding region: 83-3220 (1045 amino acids)
Biological process (GO): protein import into nucleus
Cellular component (GO): nuclear envelope; cytosol
Molecular function (GO): small GTPase binding
Source: RefSeq, a predicted model, not a curated record
CGCUGCGGUGCUGCCGUGCUCCCCUCCCGGUGGCGGUUCACUCUAUAGCGGGCUGACCAGAGAGGCUGUAAGGGCGGAAAACAUGGCGGGCAUGAGUGCGGCGGGUACCCGGUCAGGUUCGGCCGCCGGCCCGGUCCAACAGGGACUGAAGGAGGCGUUGAUUGAAACUCUGAAUGCUAUUCUGUCCCCGGUCCAAGAAGUACGUGCAGCCGCGGAGGAGCAAAUCAAAGUGUUGGAGGUGACGGAGGAGUUUGGCGUCCAUCUGGCAGAACUCACAGUAGACCCUCAGGGGGCUCUUGCGGUCCGUCAGUUGGCAUCAGUCAUUCUGAAGCAGUAUGUGGAGACUCACUGGUGUUCACAGUCAGAGAAGUUCAGGCCUCCAGAAACCACUGAUCGGGCUAAAGCUGCCAUCAGGGAACUGCUACCCGGGGGUCUUCGGGAGGCUAUCAGUAAGGUCCGCUCCAGUGUGGCCUACGCCGUGUCAGCCAUUGCCCACUGGGACUGGCCUGAGGCUUGGCCACAGCUCUUCACCUUGCUGAUGGAGAUGCUGGUCAGUGGAGAUGUCAAUGCUGUGCACGGGGCCAUGAGGGUCCUUACAGAGUUUACAAGGGAGGUGACGGAUACACAGAUGCCGCUGGUGGCUCCUGUGAUUCUACCUGAGAUGUACAAGAUAUUCACCAUGGCGGAGGUUUAUAGUAUUCGUACCCGCUCCAGGGCAGUGGAGAUCUUUACCACCUGUGCCAACCUCAUCUGUGCAAUUGAAGAGCUGGAAAAGGGUGCAGCUAAAGCAUUAAUCUUCCCCGUGGUGCAGCAGUUCACGGAGGCCUUUGUGCAUGCCCUGCAGAUGCCCGAUGGUCCCUCCUCUGACAGCGGGCUCAAGAUGGAGGUUCUCAAGGCGGUGACGGCACUGGUGAAGAACUUUCCAAAACCGAUGGUGUCCUCCAUGCAGCAGAUAUUGCCUAUUGUGUGGAAUACCUUAACUGAAAGUGCAUCUUUUUAUGUGAGAACAGAGGUUAAUUACACAGAAGAAGUGGAUGACCCAGUAGACUCAGAUGGUGAGGUUUUGGGCUUUGAGAACUUGGUGUUCAGUAUCUUUGAGUUUGUCCACACGUUGCUGGAGAACAACAAGUUUAAGAGCACUGUGAAGAAGGCCCUGCCUGAACUUAUCUACUAUAUCAUCCUCUACAUGCAGAUCACUGAAGAUCAGAUAAAAGUUUGGACAGCUAACCCUCAGCAGUUUGUGGAGGAUGAAGAUGAUGACACCUUCUCCUACUCUGUCAGGAUCUCUGCUCAGGACUUACUACUGGCGGUUGCGACGGAGUUUCAGAAUGAAAGUGCAGCAGCGCUGGCGGCGGCAGCAACCAGACACCUCCAAGAGGCGGAACAGGCCAAGAACAGUGGCAACGAGCACUGGUGGAAGAUCCACGAGGCAUGUAUGCUGGCCCUGGGCUCUGUGAAGGCCAUCAUCACAGAAAAUGUGAAGAAUGGCCGUAUCCAGUUUGACAUGCACGGCUUCCUGGCCAAUGUUAUCCUUGCUGAUCUCAACUUGACUGCGGCGUCUCCAUUUCUGCUCGGCCGUGCUCUGUGGGCGGCCAGUCGGUUCACUGCGGCCAUGUCUCCUGAGCUCAUCCAGCAGUUCCUCCAGGCCACUGUCAGCGGCCUCCAUGACAGCCAGCCGCCCUCUGUCCGCAUCUCCGCUGUCAGGGCCAUCUGGGGGUACUGUGACCAGCUGAAGCUGUCUGAGAGCACACACGUCCUGGAGCCCUUCCUGCCCAGCAUCUUGGAGGGCUUGGUGCAGCUGGCGGCCCAGUUCAGCUCGGAGGUGCUCACCCUCGUCAUGGAGACACUCUGCAUCGUCUGCACCGUGGACCCUGCCUUCACCACCAGUGCUGAGAACAAGAUCUGCCCCCUCACGAUUGCCAUCUUUCUCAAAUACAACAAUGACCCUGUGGUGGCAUCUCUAGCCCAGGACAUCUUUAAGGAGCUGGCCCAAGUUGAAGGAUGCCAGGGCCCCAUGCAGAUGCGCCUCAUCCCCACUCUGGUCAGCAUCAUGCAGGCUCCCCCAGACAAGAUCCCCUCUGGACUCUGUGCUACAUCCAUAGACAUCCUGACGACAGUGGUGCGCAACACCAAAGCCCCUCUGUCUGAGAUGCUGGUCUGUCAGGCCUUCCCUGUUGUGGCUCAGUGCACCCUCCGCACUGAUGAUAACACAAUCAUGCAGAAUGGUGGUGAGUGUCUGCGGGCCUAUGUCUCCAUUGCCCUGGAGCAGGUAGGCCAGUGGAGGGAUGAGCAGGGGAACAGCGGCCUAUGGUAUGUCAUGCAAGUAGUCAACCAGCUCCUGGACCCCAGGACCUCAGAGUUCACGGCGGCUUUCGUGGGCAGGCUGGUGUCCACACUGAUUUCCCGGGCUGGCACAGAGCUGGGGGACCAGCUAGACCAGAUCCUAAGAGCCAUCCUCAGUAAGAUGCAGCAGGCAGAGACAUUGAGUGUCAUGCAGUCUCUGAUCAUGGUGUUUGCCCACCUGGUGCACUCCCAGCUGGAGCCCCUGCUGGAGUUCCUGUGCAGCCUGCCUGGCCCCACAGGAAAACCCGCCCUGGAGUUCGUCAUGACAGAGUGGAUGAGCCGGCAGCACCUCUUCUACGGACAGUACGAGGGCAAAGUCAGCACGGUGGCCCUCUGCAAGCUCCUCCAGCAUGGCCUUAAUACCAAUGACAAACGUCUCCAGGACAUUGUGGUGAAAGGAGAGGAGAUCUUCAGCCUUGACGAGGGCAUACGUACACGCUCCAAAUCUGCCAAGAAUCCAGAACGGUGGACCAACAUUCCUUUACUAGUGAAAAUCUUCAAGCUGAUCAUCAAUGAGCUGUCGUCUGUAGUGGAGGCAAAUGCCAGCAGGGCCAAUGCAGCAGACUGGAGCCAGGAUUCCAGCGGCAUGUGGGAGGACCAGGAGGAGGAGGGAGGGGGAGAUGACGAUGAUGAAGAUGAAGGGCUGGCAGGGCAGCUGCUCUCAGAUCUGAUUGCCUCCAACAAAUACGAUGACAACUACUAUGAGGACGAUGAGGAAGAUGAUCCAGAUGCCUUGAAGGACCCCAUAUAUCAGAUUGACCUACAGGCAUACCUGACAGACUUCCUGACCCAGUUCUCCCAGCAGCCUUGUUACAGCAUGUUCUCCAGCCACCUCAAUGACACUGAGAGACGAGCCCUGCAGUCUAUAGGCCUCUAGCCUCGCCCCUCCACCCACCCCCCUUCUUCCAUGACCAAUGCUCAUAAAGACACUCCUUUUCACCCCCAUCCUCGUGUGCUCUCAUUAGAUUCACAACAAAGGAAAAAAAAACAGGAGUACAGAGUGAUGGGCAAGGGGGGAAAGAGGAAAUGGAGCAGGAAGAAACGGACAUGCACUUACCCACAGAUCCCGUUUUCGCCAUAUAUGUUGGUUGUGAUUGGACGGGUCUGGAGGACUCCUGACAGUAAAGAAGAGGAUGAACAAGGGGUGAGGGUAGAGAGAUGUGUGAGACCAGCCAGGUAUGUGCCCAUAGGAGACUCGGAGGUCAUUUACGCAAUGGUUUCUAUCUCACCUCCCUCUCGCGUUUUGGAUUAGAAAAGGGCUGGACUAGAACUAAACAGAGGGGUUGUGGUUUACCAGCAGGGCAGGUAAACCAUGAAAUAUGAAAAGACUGUUUUUACCAUGUCCUAUUUGUAACCCAACCCAUUAUUUUUGUGGUUCUGUAUAAACACUUUUUUUUUUGGUGGGGGGGGGGUAAAGAAAAAAAAAUGCUUCCAAGAGACUUGAUGUAAUUACGGUCAAAGAAUUGUCCUAUGAGUUAAGAGAGAAAUAUUGGCGGCCUUAUUUUCAGAAAAUGUUGACUUUUCUGGAGAGAAAUGAAAAGCUCUUAGACCAGUUGUCAUGUCUGAGGGUAUGGUGGGCAGGAUUGAAUUCACACUGUUGCCAUGGUGAUCCACAGCUUUGUCAUUUCCCUGUACCCACUGGAGUUUGGGUUUGAAAUCUUUCUAAAUAAAAGUCCUGAC